Molecule: messenger RNA, 317 nt
Organism: Sphaeroforma arctica JP610
Lineage: Eukaryota; Ichthyosporea; Ichthyophonida
Exons: 1
Source: RefSeq, a predicted model, not a curated record
AUGACUGGCGGGGCCAAGAAGAGCGGCAUAGUGGACUGGGUGUUCAAAGGUGGCUCCGAGAAACAUGACACAUACGCCAACAAAGAAGAAGCCUUGCCUACGUGGGUGUACAGUCUCACCUUUGCCUGUAGUACAGUGCCCCUAGACCCCAACCACCACCUGCAGCACCUCAGAGGCGGCUUUGUAAGUCAGCGUCCGGUGUUUGUGAGCCCUCGCCAGUUGUUUAACUGUUUUGUGCCGCUUCUGAGAGCUCAGCCGCCACAAAUCAGAAACGCCGUCAUCUUUGCACUGGGUACGGCCCCUCCCCGGUCUUCAAG